Onychostoma macrolepis is the source of this 2127-nucleotide messenger RNA. It is a transcript of the gene syt5a, whose product is annotated as synaptotagmin Va. The coding region runs from base 556 to 1788 and encodes 410 amino acids. The transcript has 10 exons. Gene Ontology annotation, cellular component: axon; synaptic vesicle membrane; dense core granule. Gene Ontology annotation, biological process: regulation of calcium ion-dependent exocytosis; calcium ion-regulated exocytosis of neurotransmitter; synaptic vesicle endocytosis. The record is from RefSeq and is a predicted model, not a curated record. Gene Ontology annotation, molecular function: syntaxin binding; calcium-dependent phospholipid binding; clathrin binding. Lineage: Eukaryota; Metazoa; Chordata; Actinopteri; Cypriniformes; Cyprinidae.
UCGCACAUUGAUCAUAAACACUGAAGGAUCAAGGCCCGUUGUGGUUCGUUUAUAAGAUUAUUUUUUUCAAUAGGUCUCAAUAAUCGUCGACUAUUGGCGAAGCCUUGUGCUUAUUUCAUAACAGAACUUAUGCUAUAUCAAUCAUGCUUUGCAGCAGCAGUGAACCACCGACUAUAAUCCGAUUCAGGAGGGUCACUGAACGAAAAUUAUAUUGGAAAUUAGAAUCGGAUAAACUGCAUGCAGGAGAUUAUAUGGGAUACUAGCAAACUGAUAGACGCUCGUACGAGAUGGAUGAAAUAAGACUGUCCCAUCAUGAGAAAACCCAGGGCACAUGUGGACAGAAGGGAGAGCAUGCACAAUUAAUCCAAGUGAAAGAGGGUUUGGCGCUUCAAAUGCGCUUUGGGGAGAGAGAGGGACAGAUGAUAAAGUGGAUGAUGAGAGUAAGUUAGAGCAGUGUAUGAGAGGGCUGCUGCGUAACUGUGCUCUAUAAACAAAGCACAGGUUUCCAUCUAUUUAAGAGAGUAGGAUCUGUAGAACAUCAUCAGCUAAUCAGCCAUGCGAUUGGUCAGCAUGCAGCAUCGUGUGCGGAGGGCAGCAGAAUCAGAGGAGGAGUCCAAACCUGCUCCACCUCCUCCGCCUCCUCCCUCUCACCACUCCCACAACUUCUUAAAUAUGAAGAACAAGUUUUUCAAUGAGCUUAGCCAUCUACCUAACCCGAAGAUCAAAAUGCCCAUGUGGGCUAUUGGUGCCAUAGUUGUGGUCGUGCUUGCCCUGGUUGGCUGCUUUGCUUUCUGUAUUUAUAAGAAGUGCUUGGGAGGGAAGAAAAAAACUAAAAAAGUCAGAGAGAGGAAGGGAGGACGAAGAAGGGUGAAAAAGGAAGGAGCAGAAGAAACGGGCGAGGAACAACCUAAAGAAGGAGAUGGCGAGGGAGAGAAAGAAUAUUAUGGCAAGUUGGAGUACUCUCUCGACUAUAGCUUCACUGACAAUCAGCUCAUUGUUGGUAUCUUGCAAGCCCAAGACCUUCCUGCCAUGGAUAUUGGUGGAACAUCUGACCCCUACGUCAAAGUUUAUAUGCUACCAGACAAGAAGAAAAAGUUUGAAACCAAGGUUCAGCGCAAGAAUCUGUGUCCUGUUUUCAAUGAGACAUUCAUAUUUAAGAUCCCCUUUAAUGAUCUAGCAGGGCAGACUCUGGUCCUGCAAGUGUUUGACUUUGACCGUUUUGGUAAACAUGAUGUAAUCGGAGAGAUCAAAAUCCCUAUGAACAGCAUUGACCUGGGCCAGCCCAUACAUGAAUGGAAAGACCUGGUCGGAGGAGAGAAAGAGGAACAAGAAAAGUUAGGAGACAUCUGUAUCUCCCUGCGCUAUGUGCCCACCUCCGGUAAACUGACCGUCUGUAUCAUGGAGGCCAAGAACCUGAAGAAGAUGGACGUGGGUGGUUUAUCGGAUCCUUUUGUGAAAGUGGUUUUGCAACACAAUGGAAAGCGUAUCAAGAAGAAGAAGACGACAGUUAAGCAGAACACACUGAACCCCUACUUCAAUGAAAGCUUCAGCUUUGAAAUCCCCUUCGCUCAGAUUCAGAAGAUCCAGGUGUUGAUCACGGUCUAUGACUAUGAUAAACUGGGAAGCAAUGAUCCAAUUGGGAAAUGCUGGAUUGGGUUUGGUGCUAGUGGGGUGGGCCUGCGCCACUGGUCAGACAUGCUGGCCAAUCCCAGACGACCUGUGGCCCAGUGGCACACCCUUCAGCCUGAGGAGGAAGUAGAUGCUGCCCUUAAAGCACCUAUCCGCUAAAUAUCUUAUCCACCCCUUAACUAAAUGUUUUCAUACAUCUGGCAAAACAUCAUUUAAAUUUCAUCCGUCCUUUCACAGAAGAGUUUCUGUCUGUUACGUUAUUGAGCAUCAUCCUGUACCUUUCUCUACUGUGAAACAAAGGAGGAGUAACUUUUAUAAAUGUUAUGAUGUAUAUUAUGUUCAUCUGGAUUGUGUUUAUUAUUUAAAUGUGUUUGUAUGAUGUGGAUGAUAAGUGUGUGUGUGUUUUGUUUGAAAGUGUUGUAUCUGUCCAUAACUGUGUGAGAACUGUCCUGAUUUGCCUCGUCUUUUUUCUGUGAACCAAGAUGACUUAAAACACAA